AUGAAGGCUUCCGUCCUUACAGUACAUUCCAGCCAAAAGAUCUGUAUGUUAGCAGUUUCAUUUUCAGUUUGGGAAGGCCUGGGCCAGAGGACAGUGUCCGGCCUGCUGGGCGGGGAGGCGGUGCUGGGGAACCAUCACUCGGAUCACCCUUGCCUGCGGUUUGGAGGCCAGUGGGUGCUGAGCGCCUCCCUGAGCCCUCACCGUCUCCUUGUUUCUUCAGCCCGAGCAGAUUCAGUCAUACUUUUACGGGUUAAAUCCAAUCCGAAAGCACUUUUGUGGGCACUGAUUGCUCAGGCUUAUGCGUCACUGCUUGAGUGUGAAGGAAGAGGGGAUACAGGCUUUAGACAGGCAUAUACACAAAAAAACAGCUGCAGGUUGAGCUUAAAAUAACCCCCCGUCUCCAAAGAAGAGACCCAAGUCCACAACACACUGAUUUCGGGGCUGCCAAGCAGGACGAGCAGCCGCAGGGCUGGAGAGAAGUGCCAGUCGGCCUGCAGGAUGCUGCCGCCCCUCUGCCUGCUGCUGCUGCUGCCGCUGCCCUCGGGGGCCACCGCUGCCCUUCCCCUGGAGGGCGGCCUCGCCGGCCAUGACAGUGGGCAUAUGCAGGAAGUGGCAGAAAUACAGAAAAACAGCCUGUUGACUUUCCUUGCGUGGUGGUAUGAGUGGGCCUCCCAGGCCAGGGCGGUGUCCUUUGUAGGAGGGGAAGCCAGGGAGGUGUCCAAACGGCAGGAAGUCCUGCCCCUCCAACAGUCCACUCGCCGAGAUAAAACGCCCUGCAAGAAUUUCUUCUGGAAGACCUUCUCCUCCUGCAAAUAAAACCCCACCCAUAAUUACUCAUGCAAAGAAG
Molecule: messenger RNA, 847 nt
Organism: Mesoplodon densirostris (Blainville's beaked whale)
Lineage: Eukaryota; Metazoa; Chordata; Mammalia; Artiodactyla; Ziphiidae
Gene: CORT
Product: cortistatin
Biological process (GO): regulation of cell migration
Cellular component (GO): extracellular region
Molecular function (GO): neuropeptide hormone activity
Source: RefSeq, a predicted model, not a curated record